CGGGGAAGCAGAAGACGGCUCUCUGUCUGCACCAGGUCCAGCAGCACCAGCACCAGCACCAGCAAUGUGUCUUGACGCAGACUCCCCCACACACUCGGCGAGCCCGAGCCCGCUGCCCCUCUCGCUCUCGCUCUCCCACUGUCUCUGCGGCGUCGGGCUGCCGUCGCCAACCCCGUCCUACACAUCCACGUCCACGUCCGCGUCGUCCUCCGCCAGCACCAGCACCGCACUCACCCCCACCACCAAGCCGCUCGUCUUCGUCACCAACACCGUCCACCGCAGCCGCCUCCAGAAGCCCCGGGACGUCACCUUCAUCAUCCGUGCCUUCGUCAAGUACGUCCAGCAGGCCAGGCCGCCCCCCGCCGCCGACGCCGUCCGCAACACCGCCCACACCAACGCGCUGCUGCUCGACCGCCACAUGCACGACUUUCUCACCACCCUCAACAUCAUCGGCUACAACCUCCCCGCCCGGCCCGUCUCCUACUCCGUGCGCAUCACUCUCGCCUUCCACGGCCCCUUCCUGCUCCCCCGCCGGGCCCGCCGUCCCCACACACCCUCCGCCCCCCGCUACCGCUGCCACGCACACAUCGACCUGGCCUUCUUCAGCACCCGUCCCGUCGACCCCGCCGCCGUCGCCGACCUCGACCGCCUCGUCGUCGCCUACUUCGUCCACAACCCGCAGCUGCUCCGCUUCGCCCGUCUCCACCUCCCCAGCCCCUGGAUCCUCAACACCGUCCACGUCAACACCGCCUGCUUCGAUGCCCACCGCUAGACUUCCCUCUCCGGGCCUUUAUACAAUGCAUGUCUAUCUACUUCUUCCUAACACAGCUUCCGUCUCUU
Messenger RNA from Pichia membranifaciens NRRL Y-2026, 840 nucleotides. RefSeq lists its product as hypothetical. The record is from RefSeq and is a predicted model, not a curated record. The coding region runs from base 65 to 772 and encodes 235 amino acids. Lineage: Eukaryota; Fungi; Ascomycota; Pichiomycetes; Pichiales; Pichiaceae. The transcript has a single exon.